Colias croceus (clouded yellow) is the source of this 3601-nucleotide messenger RNA. RefSeq lists its product as uncharacterized. Bases 171 to 2975 code for a protein of 934 amino acids. Gene Ontology annotation, cellular component: cytosol. Gene Ontology annotation, biological process: cell migration; regulation of cell shape; cortical actin cytoskeleton organization. The transcript is spliced from 4 exons. Gene Ontology annotation, molecular function: actin filament binding; small GTPase binding. The record is from RefSeq and is a predicted model, not a curated record. NCBI's taxonomy places the organism in Eukaryota, Metazoa, Arthropoda, Insecta, Lepidoptera, Pieridae.
GCGCCGUACCAUUGAUACUCCGGCCGUCGGGAACGCCGGUACUCGCUUUGGGAUACACAAAAUAAUAAUUUAAAUUCGGUUUCAAAAGUGCCUAUAGGUAUCAAAAGUUUUUAUUAGUGUUUGUGACCACAAAUAGCACGACCAGAAAUAGAGGAUAGAAUUUAGCAGCUAUGGACGAGAAAAAGGCGUUAGAAAUAAGUGAUAAGCUUUUUAGCGUAGUUCACUUCUUAGAACUGCCUCACGAUGAUAUUAACAAGACGGUCUGUGUUCCUCGCCGUUGGGGAGAUGCGAAAGGGAAGAACAUAAUGAGACACAUAAAGUAUCCAAUAGAAGAUGCUUAUCAGACGGAAAUCCGAGUGCGGAAACAAGAAAAGCCUAGUAAAGAUUGGGGAACGUAUGAAGUAGUGGAAUUGGCUGUUGUAGGAUCUUAUGAAGAUGCUGAAAGUGAAAUCGCCAAGAGAAACAAGCGCGAAACAGCCAAGAAGAAGAAAUAUGCAUCAAAAGUUAAAGGUAAAGAUACAAAGAAACUGGGUACAACGAUGAAAGCUCAAACCAAAAAACGUAAUAUAACGAAGGAAAAAAUGCAUGAAAAUGUUGAAUUAGCAAAGAAGUAUCAGCUAUUAUUUGGUGGUGAAGAUGAUCCGAAGACAACAAAGACACAAACAAAUUUUAAUGAAGGAUACUCAACAUCCAAUAACACACACAAUCAUCGAACCAAUGGACAAGCAUAUUGUUGUAAAGAAUAUCCUGGAGUUUUUUCAAAUCCUUGGCAUAAUCAAAAUUGUUUUUACAAACCCAGAUUGACUGAAGGAUUUAAAAUCUAUAUAAAUGGUAUUGAUGUUAAUACUUAUCCACAUAUCAGUGUACAUAUUGUUCCUACAAUAAUAGAACCAUGCAAUCACAAUAAUCUAGCCCAGAUCCCACCUCAAUAUUGUCAAAACUUUAAUCAUUUACCUUCUGGGCUAUUUAUUCCGGGACCAUCUACACAACCUGUUUUUAAUCAAGGGAUAAGAGUACGAAGCCAAAUUAACGAAGAAAAUAAUUCGCAGAUGCGAAAGGACCCAAGUAGCGGUCAAAUGACAGAGAAAACCAACAACAGAAAUAGUUCAUACACACAAACUGAAAAUGACUCGAAUGUAUCUCAGCAAGUUCAAACUAAUAGGACAUCUAAUUCGGAAUCUCAAACAGAGUCUUGUGCAACUAACAUAGUGACAGAGAAGACCAACAACAGAAAUAGUUCAUAUACACAAACUGACAUUGACUCGAAUGUAUCUCAGAAAAUUCAAACUAAUAAGACAUCUAAUUCGGAAUCUCAAACAGAGUCUUGUGCAACUGACAUAGUGACAGAGAAAACCAACAACAGAAAAAGGUCAUACACACAAACUGAAAAUGACUCGAAUGUAUCUCAGCAAGUUCAAACUAAUAAGUCAUCUAAUUCGGAAUCUCAAACAGGGUCUUUUGCAACUAACAUAGUGACAGAGAAAACCAACAACAGAAAUAGUUCAUACACACAAACUGAAAAUGACUCGAAUGUAUCUCAGCAAGUUCAAACUAAUAAGUCAUCUAAUUCGGAAUCUCAAACAGGGUCUUUUGCAACUAACAUAGUGACAGAGAAAACCAACAACAGAAAUAGUUCAUACACACAAACUGAAAAUGACUCGAAUGUAUCUCAGCAUUCUCAGCAAGUUCAAACUAAUAAGACAUCUAAUUCGGAAUCUCAAACAGGGUCUUGUUUCUCUCCAAUAUUAACAGACAAAACCAACAACAGCAAUAGUUCACAAACUGAGAAUGAUUCUAAUCAAAUAUCAGAGAAAGCCAUUCAAAACAAGAGAAAAAAUAAAUCACACACUGCAUCUGCUUCAACUACAUCCACAGAAUUCAAUUCGAGACAAAAUCCAGAAAAUGGUACGAAUAAUGGGGAAAGACGUAGUGAAACACCAGUAAACAGGCAACAGAGUACCGACAAAAUUAGUUCACAGACGCCCACACCCUUGAAUUCAAAUCCACUGCAAUCGCAAUCUAAUACCUCCCAUCCUACAGUACGAAAGAACAUUCCUGAUAAUACAAAAAACAAGCUGCCACAUCAAAGGAGAAUUUCCUCAAAUAUGACACCAAUAGAACAAACGCAAUACCUCUAUAUUAGUAGAAGCAGUACAUCACAAGCAGUAAUUAAUAUCAGCCGAAACUCAGAAGAGCAAAUUCGACGUAACGAAGGAAAUAAAUUACCCAUGCACGGGCAAUAUUAUUCGAAUAAACAGACCGAUAAACAUGUUCCAAGCAGUCGAUAUAACACACACGCGCCUCCCGUUCUAAGAGUGGAAAAUAAUCGCAACAGUGAGAAAGGACCCACAGAAAGAAAAUCUUAUAGUACAUUACCAAGCCAUGCAAGUGAAACGCAGGCUAAUUUAAGUCCAAGGCCAGUAGAACGAGAAAGAGACACUUGUAAUCCACAGUUCCGAAUUCAUGACACUACUAUACGUCAAUUGGGAAGCAACAAUAAAAGAAAAAGUUCAGGAGUAGAACCGCAAACAUGCGACCCGAAACGAGUACAGAUUGUCGCGAGAGCUCAACCCACCAAUCAUGCGGGACAGGUAACAAACACCAAUACAAGACCAUUGUUUCCCCCACCCUUGAUAGAAAUACCAUAUUCUCCUAGAUUGAAAGUAAAUGGACAACCACUUAGCGAGAACAGACAUAGCAAUCAAAGGAAAGAUGUUCAUGAAAAAGCCAAUGAACAAAGUCAUAUGCAUGUGCAAAACCAUUGUAACGUAAAUCAAAAAGAAGUUCAAGGUAAUGCCGGAGAAAAUAAUAGCAUCAGAAUAGUUAAUUCGUUCAGUGUGUCAUCUGAUAGAAAUGGACAUUAUAACCACGAGGAAACUCCACCUCCAUCAAUCCCAUUAGAUUUACAAAAUUAUCGUACAAUGGGACGGAACUUAUUUAGUUUAUUAGAGCGCCAAAUAUAUAAGAGGACUUAAUUAACGUAUGUAAAAGAACCCUUUUUUUAUAGUGGGGAAAUAUUCCAAAGAUACCCACGGCCCCCGGGGAAGGAGCAUGUAAAAGAACCCUAAAAAUAUGUAGUAUAUUAAACUUCUACCUCAACAGAAUUUCUUGCAUUUAUAAUGUAUUUAACCGUUAGUUUUAAGAUAUAUGUUUAGAAUACAUAUUAUAUUAUUUAUAUUUACCUCAAAUGAAAUAGCAGUAUUUAAAAAAAAAUAUAACUGAACCUCACGAAUGUUCUCGUAUAAUUCAUUAUAUUUUAUUAUUAGGUACUUAGUUCAUUUCAUAAGCUAAUAGUUAUAUUAUUACCUACUGUAAGUUUAUCUAAUAAAAAAAGCGUCUUAGAUCGUUGGUGUGCCUUAAAUGUAUACUUACUUAAUUAUGAAUUUUACUUUAAAAAUCGUUUUUAUAUCUUAUAAAACUAGAUUUAGUAUUUUUAGUUUUACGUGCCAUAGUUAGAGAUACCUCGAAAAUAUAAUAUUUUGGCAUUUCAGUGACAAAACUACUAUUUAACUAGAUUUACCGAUAUUUUUUUAUUAUUUUUAUCAUAUUUUGUAAUCUAUACUAUAAGAAAACAAUUUGAUAUUUAAUAAAUAUAUGGAUA